Pseudoliparis swirei is the source of this 1384-nucleotide messenger RNA. RefSeq lists its product as uncharacterized. Gene Ontology annotation, cellular component: membrane raft; external side of plasma membrane. Bases 16 to 915 code for a protein of 299 amino acids. The transcript has 7 exons. Gene Ontology annotation, molecular function: MHC class II protein binding; protein tyrosine kinase binding. Lineage: Eukaryota; Metazoa; Chordata; Actinopteri; Perciformes; Liparidae. The record is from RefSeq and is a predicted model, not a curated record. Gene Ontology annotation, biological process: interleukin-15-mediated signaling pathway; positive regulation of ERK1 and ERK2 cascade; T cell activation.
GAGACGAGAGGAGCGAUGGCUGAGCUCAGAUGGAUUAAAGCCUCUUGGUUUCUGGUUCUGGUGCUUCAGUUUACAGCAGCAGCAACAGGACAACAUUACCUCUCCUUCACUGUCAGAGAUGGAGAUGAAGUCUCUUUGCCUUGUUUCAAUGUGAUGGAUGAUCAUAAGAACUGUAACUCUACUGUUUGGAUCUUUGAUGAUUUCAAGAGUCCAGUAGCAGUAUUUCUGGUUAAAGAUGGGCAGAUUGAUGCUGAAGCCAAAGAUAAAUCAGACAGACUGAGUGUUUCAGAGAAUUGUUCUCUUGUUAUAAAGAAGGUCACCGAUGAAGAUGUUGGUCAUUAUGCGUGCAUACAGUACAGAUCAGGACACCAACAAGUUCAAGAUGCUCUGGUUAUUCUGUCUGUUGUGACCAUGACUGAACACAAGGACUCUGAGGAGGUGACGCUGAUCUGCUCUGUGUCCACAUAUAGAACACUAUGUAGACACAGAGUGAAGUGGCUGAUUCAAGGUCCAGAUAUCAUAAACACGACAACAUCCCAGUCUCCUUGCUCGGCCAAUUUGUCCUUUUCAGCUUCUCAUUUCCUUCCGAUGAUUUCCGAGUUGCUCCAGUGUGAAGUGACUGACAGUACCACUGGAGAGGUGGAGGUGUUUCCCUUCAGCCCGCCUCCGUCCUCAGGUGAAGAUCCAACAACAACAACAACAACAACAGUUUGGUCCGUCCUGGACUGCUGCAUGCUGGUUCUCCGCUUGGCUGAACUCCUGCUGGUGACUGUGGUUGUUGUUCUCCUCGUCAGAGCUGGGGGGAACCGGAGACCACGUGAUCCCAACACCGUGCCCGGUGAUGGAGGCGGCCAUGAAGGCGCCGUGAACUAUGAAAACGUGGGCGGCCCUUCUGUUUCUGUCCGGCUCCCCUGAACGACGGCCUCCACAGCCCACGUCGCCUCAGCAGAGAGAUGCUCCCCUGCAGUUACACGUCUGUUAUUUGCAAGUUGAGGAACUGAUCAACUAAAUUCUCACCAUGCAGCCUGAUAUUAAAGCAUCGUUUCAUCUCAUUUAAAGAAGCAUUUAAAACAACGUUUAAUUUGUUCCUGCAUCAGAAAAUCUUAUGUUUUUAAGAAUUCUUCCACUUCGAUUUGGGCCUGUAGAUUUCUUUCCGAUUGAUUUUUAAAAUUUGUAAGUAGAUUAGCAUGAACUCACUCUCAUGCAGAAUAACUCAUUUUAAUUCACUUUGAUGUGGAAUUGUUGAUUGGAAUACAAUGUGUUUUUGCUAAUGUUAUGCUAAUGCUAAUGCUAGGUUUGAGCUUUGUUUCUUAAUGGCGUCAGUAACAGCGUCGUCUUCAUUAUAACUGCUCGUCAAAUAUUAAAUUAUUCUAUUUCAUUGAAA